Molecule: messenger RNA, 1755 nt
Organism: Cuscuta campestris
Lineage: Eukaryota; Viridiplantae; Streptophyta; Magnoliopsida; Solanales; Convolvulaceae
Source: the annotation of a GenBank genome assembly
CUCUCUCCAUCUCUCUUUCCCCCCCUCCCUCCACUUCAACGGGUAGUGUUUCCCAUUUCCUUCUUCUUGGCAUUCUGCCAGUUCCCCUCCCCAGGAAUCUUAAUGCCCUUUUCUUCUUUCCUCAUCGCUAACCAGACCCACACUGACACAGGCAUUGGAUCACUCUUAGCUGCGUCAUCGGGCAUCGCUACUAUGCUUAAGCAAAUCUUUGCAAAAAUUCCUCGGAAGUCGUUGAAAUCCAAUUCAAAGGAUUCGUCUGUGGCCAAACCCCACAGCAACAGCAUCAACCCUACCAACUCCGGGGAUGAGCUUCAGUUCACAAACAGCUGCAAUGUCCUAGCAAACCAGCUAAAUGUAGUGAAACGCGUGUCGUCUGCAAUAUUCCCUGCAAACAUUGUGCCUGGUGGUGGGGAGUCUGUUGGGCCCCGCGUGUGUUUUAAGGAUGUUUCUAGCGGCGAGAGGCAUGGCCUUUUCUUGAGCAAAUUGAACCUCUGCUGCUCAUUGUUUGAUUUCAGCGAUCCAGACAAGGACGCGGCAGAGAAAGAACAGAAGAGGCAGGUAUUAGUAGAGCUCAACGAUUUUGUUACUUCUGGAUCUGUUAAAUGCUCCGAAUCUGCCAUAGCCGCAGUUUGCAAAAUGUGUGCUGUCAACUUGUUUAGAGACUUUCCUCCCAAGUGCCCCUCCAGUUCUGCCCGAGGUGAGGGUGAAGAUGAAGAACCAUCAUUUGAUCCUGCCUGGUAUCACUUACAGCUUGUGUACGAUCUACUGCUUCAAUUCAUAAGCCUACCUUCUCUUGAUCCCAAGGCAGCGAAGAAAUAUGUACACCAAUCGUUCAUAGUGAAAUUGCUCAAUCUAUUUGAUUCUGAAGACCCAAGGGAAAGAGAAUGCCUAAAGUUGGUUCUCCACCGGCUUUAUGAGAAGUUCAUGAUGCAUAGGCCUUUUAUAAGAAAUGCAAUGAGUAACAUAUUCUAUUUCUUUGUUUUCGAGAGACAAUGGCAUAAUGGGAUUUCGGAACUCUUAGAAGUUUUGGGGAGUGUGAUUAGCGGCUUUGCGUUGCCUUUGAAAGACGAGCACAAGAUGCUCUUCUCUAGGGCCUUGAUACCUUUGCACAAGCCAAAGACAUUGGGUGUCUAUCACCAACAGCUCGUAUACUGCGUUGUGCAGUUUGUAGAGAAGGAGCCAAAUCUGGCCAGCGUUUUGGUUGCAAGACUUUUGAGAUAUUGGCCUGUGAAGAAUAGCCAAAAGGAACUUAUGUUUAUCAGUGAGAUCGAAGAGCUUCUCGAAAUGAUGAGCGUCUCCGAGUUCCAGAAGAUCAUGGUGCCCCUCUUUAGGCGCUUUGGGUGUUGCCUUAAUAGCUCCCAUUUCCAGGUAGCUGAGCGAGCACACGCGUUAUGGAACAACGGCAACAUCCUUAACCUUGUGAUGCACAACAAGGAUGUGAUCAUGCCGAUCGUAGUGUCGGCCUUAGAGAAGGACUACCAAACCCAUUGGAACAAAUCGAUUCUGAGCCACUCGCAAAAUGUGAGAAAAGUGAUAUUGGAGAUGGACGAGGAGCUCGUCCUUUCGUGCCAACGUAAACUCGAGGAGGAGAAGAAGCCGAAGUCAAACGUCGAGUCAAAUGGGAACACCCCUCUCUCGCCGUCUCUAACUAAACCGGUGAAAGCUUAUUCUUCUUUAUAUUAAUGGGAGAAAGUCCAUACAUUAGAGCUCUUACAGGAAGAAGCAUCAGUAUGUUAAUUAAUACUGAGUUGUGAU